UUGAUAGCUCCUCAAUGUCAGAUGAUGAUCGAAAAGAGGUUGUCAACAUCCAAACAUGGAUAAAUAAACCUGAUGUGAAGUAUAACUUCCCCUGUAACGAAGUAAAAGAAAAUGGACAUAUGUUUCCCAGUCAUCUCCUAGUAACAGCAACUCAUAUGUACUGUUUGAGAGAGAUUCCAUCACGAAAGGGACUGGCUUACAUACAGUCUCGACAGGCACUCAACUCUGUAGUCAAAAUCACAUCCAAGAAGAAACACCCAGAACUGAUCACCUUUAAAUACGGAAACAGCAAUACUUCGGGCAUAGAAAUCUUGGCAGUUGAAAGGUAUUUGAUUCCAAAUGCAGGUGAUGCUACCAAAGCCAUAAAACAACAGAUCAUGAAAGUAUUGGAUGCCUUGGAGAGUUAAUAACUAAAGACUUUGUAGAGAACAGUUUAUAAAGAAGCAACCAAGAUACUGUAUGUGGACACAAGCUGACUGUUCCCAAACUGGAUACUAACUUAAGAGAAUUUUUCUGUUUGCUGGUGGGAGUGCCUGAGUAGCAGGCCUAAGAUAGGGUAAAUUAUUAUCACUUUCUGAACAGGAUUUUUAAUUUUUUCUUUGUUUUUGUUAUGAAGAAGUAUUUAUUAUAAAGGUCAGUUUGUUUCUUU
This is a messenger RNA of Eurypyga helias (sunbittern), 649 nucleotides long. RefSeq names its product TBC1 domain family member 23-like. Gene Ontology annotation, biological process: retrograde transport, endosome to Golgi; embryonic brain development. Gene Ontology annotation, cellular component: trans-Golgi network. The transcript has 3 exons. NCBI's taxonomy places the organism in Eukaryota, Metazoa, Chordata, Aves, Eurypygiformes, Eurypygidae. The record is from RefSeq and is a predicted model, not a curated record. The coding region runs from base 15 to 407 and encodes 130 amino acids.